Messenger RNA from Ogataea philodendri, 318 nucleotides. RefSeq lists its product as uncharacterized. The record is from RefSeq and is a predicted model, not a curated record. The coding region runs from base 1 to 318 and encodes 105 amino acids. The transcript has 2 exons. Lineage: Eukaryota; Fungi; Ascomycota; Pichiomycetes; Pichiales; Pichiaceae.
AUGGACGACAUUGUUAAAGGCUUCCAAUUGGCGAGACCGAAUCCCAUGUCGUCGUCUUCUUCUUCCUCCUCUUCAGCGGCUUCUUCCUCAGCAGCAGCCUCAGUAGAACCAGCGGCAGCAGCACCGGCACCGGCAGCAGCAGGAGCACCAGCAGGAACACUGGACAUCUUCUCGGUACCUUCAGCGAUGAGCUCCUCAACGGACUUGCCCUCGACUUCAGCAAUGAGCUUGUCUAAUUUUUCGGACUCGACUUCGACACCAACGGAUUGGAGCACCUUGGUGACGUCGGCAGCAGAAGGCGAGGAGUUUCCAGCCUGA